AUGUACCGCAUUACUUAUUGGCUACUUUAUGGUCACUACUGUUACUCGCUCGUGCUGGGCACAUUACAUUUCCGUUAUGAUUUCAACAACAACAAAGCGUACAUCACUCCUUUCAUCACAUAUUACACCGCUGUUAUGAAUGUGCUGGCUUUAACAACAUUGCCUUGGACUUACUACACAGCUGUAUGUACAUUUCUGCAAAAGGAGCGUGUGGGCCGCCCGGUCCUCUAUAUCUUUAUAGCAGUCAAAACACUGCGUUUACUGGCUGUGGCGCUGGUCAUCGUCUACAAUUGGCAGCGGCGUCGUGAUAUCUUGAAGUUUAUACGGGACAUUAACCAUUUGCGUUGCGUUUACUUCGCACGCUUUCCAGUACCGUUCGAGUGGCAACGACGCUUCGAAAUGAAGAUCAUAAAAAAUAUGCUCUCUGGUGUAGUCGUCGAUGCCUUAAGGCUCAUCAUAGUGCUUGGUGUGUAUAAAAAUCACAUGAACGCGUCCUUCGUUAUCAGCAACGUGUUGUUCUCUCUCAUCUCCAAUAUUCUCUAUUUGAAUAUGAGUCACUACUAUUUUUUCAUGCAAACCAUUAUACUUUUCGGAAAUGUGUUAAAUCGCCAAUUGGCCGAUAUUAUUAAAUCUGCGAAGUCCGUGACACGUCUACGAGAUCAUCAGCGUUGCCGAAAGCAAUACAAGGCGCGCUGUCUCACAUUGAGCCGCGAGCUGGAUGAAGUGGCGUUGGUGCAUAUACAGCUGCAGAGCUUGGCCUUACGCAUAAAUGACAUAUUGAAAUGGUAA
Messenger RNA from Bactrocera latifrons, 789 nucleotides. RefSeq lists its product as uncharacterized. The transcript has a single exon. The record is from RefSeq and is a predicted model, not a curated record. NCBI's taxonomy places the organism in Eukaryota, Metazoa, Arthropoda, Insecta, Diptera, Tephritidae. Gene Ontology annotation, cellular component: membrane. Bases 1 to 789 code for a protein of 262 amino acids. Gene Ontology annotation, biological process: sensory perception of taste.